AUGACGCCAACAUGACGUAUGCCCAGUAUCAUGGCGGUCAGGACACCUUCGACGACGGACGACUGGUGAUGACCACAGACUCGGAAGGCAACGUCACAUCCGUUAAAGUGAUAUUCAACAUCGGAGUAUCAGUUGAAGUAAAGGCCGGAUACCAAAUGUUGACCUACACCGCCAUUAUGCCCUCUGACCUCAUGGGGAACCUGCAAGGGAUGAUGGGAAACUUCAACGACGACAUGACGGAUGAAUUCCAUUGGCCAAACGGGACAGCUGUUGAGUUUUCCAAUGAUACUAACCCUACAGAAGAGGAACUAUACGUCUUUGGGGAGUCAUGGUCUCUGAAGAGUGUGGCAAAACUCAGGAUGGAGGACGUCGCGAAUCUCACCCUCUUCCACUCCUACCCCGGCGGCCAAUCAGCGGCGACGUACGGAAACGACAGCUUCACCCCGCUGUUCUUUGACCUUGACGCCAUGUUUGAGAACGCCACGGAGAGACAACGGGCAGUUCAGGUGUGUGGCGGUGCAGACAAGAAGGAGUGUCUGUUCGACAUCGCGCUGACGGGGAAUGAGGAGGUGGGAGUGGCUGCCGAACAGGGCAUGAAGAGCGCAGAGAUAUCUAACAACGUCCUAGGUAAUACCCCUCCAAGACUGAACGUGACGUCAGAAAUCAGAGCUGUGGUUGGUCAGGAAUUCUCCUUACACAUUACCGUAGAGGAUGAUGGUCAGGUUUCCGUCUCACUCUCUGGGCCUGGCGAAAUAGACGCAAACAACACUUACAGAUGGACUCCUGAAGACACGGAAAACGUCACGAUCACGCUCCUCGCGCAAGACGACAUGGGCGCCAUCACCAUGGCAACGCCUGACGUCACGGUGUGCAACUGUCAAAAUGGCGGCGCGUGUGACUGGGACGUGACGUCACCGCGGGUGGCGGGGUUUGCUGUGGCCCAGUGCGCAUGUCCCCUGGGGUACACCGGGACGUUCUGCGAAACUGACUUUGACGGCUGCUCCAUCGCGCCCUGUUACCCAGGUGUGAAUUGCACGGACUCCCAGGCACCCCUUGACGCAGGUGAGAACGAGUACACCUGUGGUACCUGUCCAACAGGUAUGGUGGGAGACGGAGAGUAUUGCUCAGACCUCAACGAAUGUAUUUUACCGAGUGACGAUCCGAAAGUACACGCAUGCGUGAACGCGGUCUGUCACAAUACGGCUCCAGGGUACAGGUGCGAAUGUCACCCUGGGUACGAGAUGACCGAUGACGAACGAACAUGCCAAGACAUCAACGAGUGUGCUACAGAGAGUCACGACUGUCAUGAGCAUGCGCAGUGUAAUAACACGGCCGGGGGUUUUACUUGCGCCUGCGCAGAAGGUUUCACGGGCGACGGGCGAUCCUGUAGAGAUGUUGAUGAAUGUGUUGCUGCUUCAUCUGAAGAGGAGUGCAGUGACGUUUGCGUCAAUACUGUCGGGAGCUUCUACUGCGCAUGCACGAGUGGAUAUACUCUUGGCAACGACAUGCGAUCCUGCGUCGAUACCGACGAGUGUGCCAUGGAUACUGACGGCUGUUCCCAUGUCUGUACGAACACCGUUGGUGCUUUUAACUGCAGCUGUCCGGACGAUUUCGCCCUGGGCUCGGACGGCAAAACUUGUCAAGCUUCCGAACCGUGCCUCAACACAACCUGCUCUCCCAGUGACCUAGCCUUCUGCGCGGUGGUCGCUGGGAACGAAACAUGCAGCUGUGCCGAUGGUUACAGACUUAACUCCAACGGAACAUUGUGUGAAGAAUCUAAGACAUAUGAAGCUGAAAUCCGGGUCACAAACCAAGUAUUCACCGCUGAGCUUAGAGACCCAACAUCCAGUCAGUACAAAACAAUGAAGGCGAAAGCAGGAAGAACCUUACAAAUGUUGUAUAAGUCAGUGAUGGGCAACAGUUUCCUGGGUGUAACCGUGGACGGGUUUAAGAACGGGAGCGUUGUCGUCAUCUUCACCUUAAACCUGGCGUCCAACACCACCCACAAUGCAUCAUCGUCUGAGCAGGCGCUCAGAGAGGCCAUCGCGUCCUCGGGUGGGGGCGAGCUGAUAGUGGACGCGAGUAGCGUCACAGUUACAGACAUAGAUGAAUGUGCCAGUGACGUCACCAACCUGUGCCACGUCAAUGCGGACUGUACCAACACGGACGGGGGGUACAGCUGUACCUGUAUUGAUGGUUACUCCGACGUGUCCGAAGGGGGCAGCAUCUCAGGAUCCACCUGUCAAGCCACCCCCACCCCGACCCCUGCAGCGUCCCAGGUCAGGAGACUGGAUACCUCCGCCAUCCUCAUCACGCUCGGCGUGCUGUGUACCAUCGUCAUCUGCCUCAUCCUCGUCAUCAAGAUCAAAAAGAGAUCAGCAGUCGAGCCAUCGGAAGGAGAGAUGAGCGGGAACAACGACCCAGAGUGAUGAUGUCCCCGGGGUGUCUUUAGCCGUGCGGAUGUAC
Molecule: messenger RNA, 2466 nt
Organism: Branchiostoma belcheri (Belcher's lancelet)
Lineage: Eukaryota; Metazoa; Chordata; Leptocardii; Amphioxiformes; Branchiostomatidae
Product: mucin-like protein
Exons: 17
Coding region: 12-2429 (805 amino acids)
Molecular function (GO): calcium ion binding
Source: RefSeq, a predicted model, not a curated record